AUGCCGUCUGCAUCCAAAUCCAAGGCAAAGGAUAGGGCAGCUGCUUUCAAAGCAGCAAAAGAGCAACCUAAGGUGGCUGUCAAGCCAGUGGGGAAUGGCACCGGUGCAAGUACUUUUAAUAACCUCUCUGGAAAAUUUCAUCUUUUGGAGCCAUCAUCCUCUUUGCUGGGUAGCCAGGGUAACGAAAAGUUGAGGAAUACAGAUGAAAUAGACGAGCAUUCUCGUAGCUCGCAUGGUACAGGGGACUUUGAUUGCACCUCAAAUAAUGGUAGCUGUUCUGGAGAGUCAGAAGAUACAAAGGACAAAUCAACCAGCACUGCGCCUCGAGUGGACUCUAUUCCUGGAUGUGAUCUUGAUAAACGUGAGAAGAUCAGACAAAAGAAUGAGAAGAAGCAUCAAAGGCAGAAGGAGAGGCGCGCCCAGGAAUUGCACGAGCGUUGCAAGGGAUACCUAAUGUCCAGAAAGUUGGAGACACUUGCUCAGAAGCUUGUUGCAAUGGGUUUCUCAUCAGACCAGGCAACGAUGGCCCUUAUACAUAACGAGGGCUGUCUUGAGGAGUCUGUUGCCUGGCUAUGUAAUUUUGAUGGCAGUGAUGAAACGAAGCAGCAAGCUGCAGCAGCUCAACAGUCUGGAGCUAAUUUGAAGAUUGAUAUAACUGAUGAGCUCGCAAAGAUUGUGAUCCUGGAGGCGAAAUUUAAGUGUACAAAGCAAGAGGUAGAAAGGGCUAUUGUUUCUUCUGAGGGUGAUCUAGAAAAGGCUGAGGAGGCCUUGAAGACACAGAAGCAAGAAUCAGCAACAACCACAUCUAAGCCUGAAGUGUCUGGUGAUUCAAGUGGCUUGGUUAACAAGCCGCAGGUCAUGCUUGCGCAGAACCCAGCAAGGCCUCAAACAAAUGGGUUCUCUUCUGUAGGGCCUCAGCAAAUGAGGAGAGAUGAGAAGGACCCAAACUACAAGCUUUUAGUAAAUGGUAGUGGCCCAAAAGAACCUGCAGUUAAAGGGUUUCAACCAUUGGCCACAACAGUGAAGUCAGAUUUGGUCCGUCAACAAUUUUUUCAACCCGAGAAGAGGCGGGUUAUUGCCAAUUCGGUUCCAUCAGCUCCUUAUGUGACAUCAUCUCCGGUGCCUGUUGCAGUCCCACAAAUUAAGGCAGAAACACGACAUGUGGCAGCCGGCAAUGAGAUGAAAAGUGCAAUGCAUAACGGAAGCUUGCGAGACCCGGUAGUUGUAAUGCAGCGUCCUCAAUCCGCAGCUGCCAAGCAAAGUCUACCAUCCACAAGCCAUAGUAUGUUUGCAUCAGAGCCACCUUCAAGGGAAUGGUACAUGAAUGGCGCAUCAGGGGUGGAUAUGAUGUUGAAUGGUGGUUUAGGGCAUGGACUACGUAAUAUGAGUUUGGAGAAUGCUAAUUCUGCCAAGCAGCAGUUCAUGCAUGCAAACCAUCAACAAAGUUUUGUUUCCAAUCCUGUGGAGCUGGCUGCUAAUGGUUGGGGUGGUACAUGGGGUCCUGGAGGUGCAUCAUCUUCCCAGGCUGGGGGGUCGGCACAUGGGACGUUCAGAGGAGGAGGAUGGAGCUCAUCCGAGCCGUCUUCAGCUUUAUCUCAUGCUGAUUGGAGAAGCAAUGCGCCAGCACCGUGCGACUACACUUCAAUAGAUUGGAGCCUCGACACAACAUUGUUAAACCCUGCAGCGAAGAGCGAGUGGCUGUCUGACACAUGGUCAACCAUGUUCAUGGGCGGCAGAUCCACAAGGCCUGCUGGGGGGAACCUUGGCCUUGGUGGUGCGGGAGGCAUGAAUGGGUUGCAUGAGAGCAGCAGUGGUCUUCCAAUGGAGCCUGCUCCAUCACCCCGCCCUUAUGAGUGGCCUUCUUUCUGCAGGGGAGGAUCUUCCUAG
Molecule: messenger RNA, 1887 nt
Organism: Triticum turgidum subsp. durum (durum wheat)
Lineage: Eukaryota; Viridiplantae; Streptophyta; Magnoliopsida; Poales; Poaceae
Source: the annotation of a GenBank genome assembly